UAUCGGAGGUAGACAAGGUGCUCUAGGGCAUUCCCAGAAAAUUGUCUGAAAAAAUCUGAUUUCUCUCUAAUUUCGACUUUUGUAGUCACUUUUGAAGAUGUCUGCUGCUAAUUGUAGAGUUCUUUCGAUCCAGAGCCACGUAGUAUCCGGCUAUGUUGGCAAUAAAAGCGCAACAUUCCCCUUGCAAGUCCUGGGGUUUGAAGUUGAUACAAUCAAUUCUGUGCAAUUUUCAAACCAUACAGGUUACAAGUGUUUCAAAGGGCAAGUGCUGAAAGAUAGUGACCUGACCGAGCUUUAUGAGGGUUUAAAAGAAAACAACAUUAAUCAUUACACCCACUUGCUCACAGGUUACGUCUUUGCAAAGUCCUUCUUACAUAAAGUUUGUGAAGUUAUAACAGAUCUCAAGAAGGUGAAUCCAAAUCUAGUCUACGUUUGUGAUCCAGUCAUGGGUGACAAUGGGAAAUUGUAUGUGCCUGCUGACCUCUUGCCUGUAUACCGCGAUCACGUGAUUCCACUUGCAGAUAUCAUCACACCAAACCAGUAUGAAGCAGAACUAUUAACUGGGAUUGAUAUAAAGACAGAGGCUGAUGCAUGGAAAGCAAUGGAUUUCUUUCACAGUAAAGGAGUGAAAACGGUCAUGAUAAGUAGCACUGAUUUAGGAACUGAUGACAAACUGCUUGGAUUAGGAAGCUCAAAAAUAGAUGGAAAAAAGACUGCCUUACGAAUAGAAAUUCCCAAACUUCCAGCUAGCUAUACUGGAACAGGAGAUUUAUUUGCAGCAUUACUUCUUGCCUGGAUGCACCAUCACAACAAUGACCUCAAGAUUGCCUGUGAAAAGACUGUCUCCUGUAUGCAGACAGUACUCAGGAAGACACUGGAAGCUGCACAGCGUCAAGCUGGUGAAGGGAAUAAACCAACUGUGAAGGAACUAGAGUUAAAGAUGGUGCAAUGUAAGAAAGACAUAGAGGAACCUGUGAUAACGUGUUCAGCUCAAGUGCUUGAGUCAUAGCUUGGCUUUUACCUUGUGUAAACCAUGAAAAUAAAGUGUCUUCUGUGUGCAGAAAGGGAGCUAGGCCAUGUCUGACUUAGCUAAAGUCCUUGUAUGAUUGAAAUUGUGCUUAUUAGAGACACCUAUAGGUCACUUAACAAAGUUUAAUCUGGCCGAAACGACUCCUGCCUAUGGUCUUCCUACAGGGUGAAUUUAUUAUAAAAUGGUGAGGCUAAUGAUUUGCACCAUUUAUUAUCAAUGUGAUUUUGUGAUAAAAUUCCGAAGACAUUUUAGCCUCGUGAAAAUGUCAUGGUUUAUGUUACUGGGAACAAGUGCCAGCAAAACUGUACUAAUAGAUCCUCUAUAGCAGUAUUAAUUCAUUCAUUCCAGUGAUGGACGUGAUUUGUGUCUUAAUCAUGUGAUUAUUGGCUAGCAUACAAUAGGGAUUUUUCAAUUGUCAAAGAUACACAGAUUAUUUAUGGGAAGAUUCUGCAAUCAUGUUGUUCAGUUAACUCAGGACGACGUGCAAUUUAAUUUAUUUCUGUAUGUGUAUGUAGAUUUCUGCAUGUAAAUUUUGCAUCGUCAAAUUGUUAUCAUGUCACAUCGACCAUGUAUUGUACAUAAAUGAAAGGUUGUGGUCUUGUGAUGCAUGUUGUGGGUUGGGAGAGCACGGCAUGAAAUGAUACAUAGGAGCUACUCCUAUGCCACUCUUUUGUUAUGUGAGGUAUUUUAGCAAUUAGGAUUAUCAUUAAGAGAAAGGAGUAGAAUUUGGGUAAGGGGUAAUUUUCCAUGUUUUUAUUUGGGGUGAACAAAUUUUAGUUUAGUUUACUGUGGAGGUUACAGUUGUACUUGGUAUACAUUCGCAAUAUAAUGUGUCAACUUAAGCGUUUAAUUCAGUCAAGGUGUGUCUGUUACGCAUAUGCCUACAUUGUAUUGCAUGUAAUUAGGCCUUUUGUACAGGUGCCUUUUCAACAAGCUUCUAUUCACGUUGAUACAGUGUAUAUUCAAGUAUAAUAAUUUGUAGUAUAUUUUCUAUACAAUAAAAAUGUAAUAAAAGAUCUACAUGUAUGGUAAAUACCAAAUCAUGACUAUUUUAUAAUGAUAGAUAAAUAAAAUAUAUGAGAUGAAUGGA
Lineus longissimus is the source of this 2120-nucleotide messenger RNA. RefSeq names its product pyridoxal kinase-like. Gene Ontology annotation, cellular component: cytosol. Gene Ontology annotation, molecular function: pyridoxal kinase activity. Gene Ontology annotation, biological process: pyridoxal 5'-phosphate salvage. The record is from RefSeq and is a predicted model, not a curated record. The coding region runs from base 98 to 1009 and encodes 303 amino acids. Lineage: Eukaryota; Metazoa; Nemertea; Pilidiophora; Heteronemertea; Lineidae. The transcript has 10 exons.